AUGUAUUCCCAAAUCUCACAUCAACUCCUCUUUUCAGGCGCAGGGGCCGGAGCAACUCUCCGGGCAAAGAUUGAUGGUAAUGUCGUCGCGUCCAAAUCAUCGCCAAGUUGGGCUUUCCAUUCGGAUCUCCGGGCUAAAAAGCAUGCGUUUGCCAAAAUGUUUCACGACUUCAGAUUAAAUCACCGUCAUAUUGAUAGAGGGGUAAUCGCAGGUUCUGAAUAUGAGAAGGCAGGCCAGAGGAAGAACAUUUUGUGCGCACGAGGAGAAAUUGCAACAGACUUUCUCGGGGUAAAUUCAGAAAGAACAGGGACACCUGGAUGUAUCCAGAAACGUGGACCUUGUUCUGAAGAUGAUUUGUAG
Sclerotinia borealis F-4128 is the source of this 360-nucleotide messenger RNA. The record is from the annotation of a GenBank genome assembly. Lineage: Eukaryota; Fungi; Ascomycota; Leotiomycetes; Helotiales; Sclerotiniaceae.